This is a messenger RNA of Sorex araneus (European shrew), 6247 nucleotides long. It is a transcript of the gene TGFBR3, whose product is annotated as transforming growth factor beta receptor 3. Lineage: Eukaryota; Metazoa; Chordata; Mammalia; Eulipotyphla; Soricidae. The record is from RefSeq and is a predicted model, not a curated record. The coding region runs from base 371 to 2926 and encodes 851 amino acids. The transcript is spliced from 17 exons.
GGGCCGCCGAGGCGCUCUCUGCUCUUCCCCGCGAGUGAGAGCGAGAGAGCGAGCGAGAGGGGGCGGGCGGGCAGCGAGCGGCUCCAGCGCGCGACCACUUUCCCUGCGCGCUCCCCCGAGCUCCCCGCAGGAGGUGAAAGUCCCCGGAUGGCGUAGUUGCGCCGAGCGCUGCAGUGCACACAGCUGAGCUUGCGGACGCCGCGCGCGGGCCGGGGGCACCUUCCGUCUGUCCGGCUGGAAGAUCUCCGGGCACCCCGCGCCUCCGAGGUAAUUUGACAAUUGGAAAGAGGGAGUUUAAAGUCACUUCAGAUUUGCGAAGACUGUCUAUGAUCCAGAGUGACUGGACGUGACACAUUUGUCAGAAAAGAAAAUGACUUCUCAUUAUGUGCUUGCUGUGUUUGCCUUGGUGAGCUCCUGUCUAGCCACUGCAGGUCUCCAGCCUGGCCCCCGCUGUGAGCUGGUGCCUGUCAACACCUCCCACCCGGUGCAGGCCUUGAUGGAGAGCUUCACUGUCCUGUCGGGCUGUGCCAGCAGAGGCACCACGGCGCUGCCACAGGAAGUGCAUGUCCUGAACCUCCGAGGUGCCGACCAGGAACCUGGGCAGCCGAAGAGAGAGGUCACUCUGCACCUCAAUCCCAUCUCUUCAGUUCACAUUCAUCACAAGCCAGUCGUGUUCCUGCUCAACUCUCCGAAUCCCCUAGUCUGGCAUCUGAUGACUGAGAGGCUUGCACUUGGUGUCUCUAGACUUUUCUUGGUGUCGGAGGGUUCUGUGGUCCAGUUUUCAUCAGGAAAUUUCUCCAUGUCAGCGAAAACAGAAGAAAGGAAUUUCCCCCAGGACAAUGAACAUCUCUUAAACUGGGCUCGAAAGGAAUACGGAGCAGUCACUUCGUUCACUGAACUCAAGAUCUCAAGAAACAUUUAUAUUAAAGUGGGGGAAGAUCAAGUGUUCCCUCCCACAUGCAACAUCGGGAAGAACUUUCUCUCGCUCAAUUACCUGGCUGAGUACUUGCAGCCCAAAGCAGCAGAAGGGUGUGUGAUGUCCAACCAGCCCCAGGACAAAGAAGUGCACAUCAUUGAGUUAAUCAGCCCCAACUCGAACCCCUACAGUGCUUUCCAGGUGGAUAUAAUAAUUGAUAUAAGACCUUCUCGAAAGGAUCCUGAAGUGAUCAAAAAUCUCAUCCUGAUCUUGAAAUGCAAAAAGUCUGUCAACUGGGUGAUCAAAUCUUUCGAUGUGAAGGGAAGCCUAAAAGUUAUUGCCCCUAACAGUAUUGGCUUUGGAAAAGAGAGUGAAAGAUCCAUGACAAUGACCAAGUCUAUAAGAGAUGACAUUCCUUCAACCCAAGAGAAUCUGAUCAAGUGGGCUUUGUCCAAUAGCUAUAGUCCAAUAACAUCAUACACACUGGCGCUUGUGGCUAAUAGAUUUCAUCUUCGGGUUGAAAAUAAUGAGGAGAUGAGAGAUGAGGAAGUCCAUACUAUCCCUCCUGAGCUACGAAUCCUGCUCGGCCCCGGCCCGCUGCCUGCUCUGGAGAACCCACCUGCCCGGGGCGGGGGAGGCCGAAAUGGAGGCUUCCCUUUUCUUUUCCCUGAGAUUAACAGGAGAGACCAAAAGGACGGGGUAGACGAUGGGAUUCCCCAGCCAAAGGAUCCUAUCCUCCCCAGCAUACAACUGUUUCCUGCUCCCCGGGAGCCCGAGGAAUUGCAGGGAAGCGUGGAUGUUGCUCUGUCUGUCCGAUGUGACAACGAAAAGAUGAUUGUGGCUGUAGACAAAGAUUCCUUUCAGGCCAACAGCCACUUGGGCGUGGAGCUCACCCUGUUAGAUCCUACCUGCAAGGCCCGGAUGAAUGGCACCCACUUCAUUCUGGAGUCGCCUCUGAAUGGCUGUGGGACUCGGCACCGACCUGCAGCUCCUGGUGGUGUGGUUUACUAUAACUCUAUUGUGAUACAGGUUCCAUCCCCAGGAGAAAGUAGUGGUUGGCCAGAUGGUUAUGAGGACUUGGAAUCAGGUGACAAUGGAUUUCCAGGAGAUCUAGAUGAAGGAGAUGCUCCCUUCUUCAGCCGACCGGAAAUGGUCGUGUUCAAUUGCAGUUUAAAACAGGCGGUGAAUCCCAGCAGCUUCCAGGACCUUCCCAACAGAAACAUAACCUUCAAUAUGGAGCUGUACAACACUGAUCUCUUCCUGGUGCCUUCCCAGGGUGUCUUCUCCGUGGCAGAGAAUGGACCCGUCUAUGUGGAGGUGUCUGUGACCAAGGCUGAUCAAGAACUAGGAUUUGCCAUUCAGACAUGCUUUAUCUCUCCGUAUUCCAACCCCGAUAGGAUGUCAGAUUACACUAUCAUCGAGAACAUUUGUCCUAAAGAUGAAUCUGUGAAAUUCUAUAAUCCCAAAAGAGUGCACUUUCCGAUUCCACAAGCCGAGGUGGAUAAGAAGCGAUUCAGUUUCGUGUUUAAGCCCGUCUUCAACACCUCACUGCUCUUUUUGCAAUGUGAGCUCACAUUGUGUACCAAGAAGGAAAAGGACCCCCAGAAGUUGCCAAAGUGCGUGCCUCCGGAUGAAGCCUGCACGGCGCUGGAUGCCUCCAUGAUCUGGGCCAUGAUGCAGAACAAGAAGACAUUCACCAAGCCCCUGGCUGUGAUCCACCACGAAGUAGAUCGCAUUAAAGAUAAAAAUCCAAGCUUCGAGAAACAGAAUCCAGAUCCUCCACCAAUUUUCCAUGGCCUGGACACCCUGACCGUGAUGGGUAUUGCAUUUGCAGCAUUUGUGAUUGGAGCCCUCCUUACAGGGGCCUUGUGGUACAUCUACUCACACACAGGGGAGACAGCCAGGAGACAGCAGGUGCCCACGUCCCCGCCGGCCUCGGAGAACAGCAGCGCAGCACACAGUAUCGGCAGCACGCAGAGCACGCCCUGCUCCAGCAGCAGCACGGCCUAGCCCGCCGGCCCAGGCCGAAGGCAGGACCUCCCGGCCGCCAGCGUCCGUUCGUUCAGACUCGGAAGACUUGAUUGUGGUUCCCUUGUAAAGAGAGAUGAGUUUCAGUACAAAGAUCACCUGUUGUAUUCGUCACCCCCACCCCCACCCCUGCUCCAGGGCUGAUAUAUUGGUGACCCUGGACAUGAGUAACACUCUAGAAUUCAUGUGUGAAAGCUGAGGUGGUGGCCUUCUUCACCAGCCCCUUCUGGGCUUGGGGGUUUUCAAUGUGAAACACAUGCCAGUUUUUAAAAAUGCUGCUUUGUCCAGGUAAGAACAUCCAUGAUUGGAGGUCCUGAGUUUUACCCAGACUCCAGGAGCUGGUAAAAGGGUAAGAGCCAGAUAGAACCAGUGAGAUGUGGCCAAAGAUUCUUUUCUAACUGAACCAAGAUGUCAAAACAAAAGAUGUGCUCUAAAGUUUCCCCUUAUGGAAUUUGCACGUUUGUCAGGAGACAUCCUUCACAUCCGCUCCCACACCUUAAGUGUACAUGUGUAUUUUGUGUGUGUGUGUGUGUGUGUGUGUGUGUGUGUGUGUGUGUGAGAGAGAGAGAGAGAGAGAGAGAGAGAGAGAGAGAGAGAGAGAAAGUGAAAUGCAGGACUUGUUGGGCACUGCCCUCAGGACUGAAUCCUGACACACAGCUAGGCAACAUUCCUUUCUUGUUCCCUGGGCCAGAACCUUGUUGAUGACCUUGUCCGCUUCCUCCUCCCCCUCCACCCUAACAGCACACGGCCUGCAAAACUGUCUUAAUGCAAAAUUAUUUCCUGUCCAGUUAGAGGUGGAAAAUGGCCAGAAUCUGGGGCUGCAGAUUUGAGCUACUUUAAGACAUUUUGCCCUGCUAAAGUGGCCUGUCAGUUCGGACAGACUUCAUUUGCGAAACUGAGGAGGAAUUUGCACAGGACUCUGUGAAUGAAAGUGCAAGUUUAUAAUCCAUCAUCUGACACAUUCGUUUUUCUCAGAUGAAGAGGAGUUGGGGGGGGGGGAAUCCCAUUUGUCCUGUACCUCCAGAGCUGGAAUUUAUUCUUACAUAUAUUUGGUAGAUAUUUGUAUGUUGAUUCAAAACAGGUCAAUCCUUUCAAUGGACCCUUUCAGGAAAAUCAAGCUCUUGGGAGAUACAAAUGGCAGACCCUGUUUGGUUCCAGUUGGUUAUCUGGACAGUAUUCCCAGUUCUGCCAAGAAAGUAAUGGGAUAUGGAAAGAGGCACUUCGUUGGGUUUCUGUAGCUCUCUUGCCUUAAAUAUAUCCCACACUCAAAAAAGCUUUUGAGGUAAAUUUCAUGAAAUGGAAUCAUAUGAUGCCACUUUACCAACAAAAUAAGCUCAACUGAUACCUUUUUGUUAAAAAAAAAAAUGCCAGGAGAAAAUGUCAUUGCCAAGCCAUUUACUACUGAGGGCUGCUUCCUUGCCAAUAAAUAAAAGUUUUUCACAAUUCUCCACAAACAGCUCAGCAUUUUGUGAGAUUAGAAUGUACCCAGAAUCUUCGUAUACAGGUCCCGUUGCCCAUAAAGGAAGUUGUGCCUGAUUCUUUGUAAAUGGAAUGUGAAGUAGGAGAUGAUGACAGAAAAACAUCAUGACAGACAAGUAGGUGGAGAUUGACUGUAUUGCCACUCAGUGGAUUCUGCAGAUGGUCCUAAGGAUAUCAUUUUAAUCAGAACAGAUUACUUUGAGAGCUAAGAUUUCUAGCUAUCUACAUUGACAUACAGGAAACUUUACAGAUUCUGCAUACAAAGGUAGAUGUGAGAUUGCAGAGUGUUUUUCCCUUGGCUAAUUUUUUUCUAACAUAAGGUAUCAGAGCUAGAUUACGCUACCUGUGUUUGAAAAUAAUGCGCUUUGCCUAACCUUCAGCAGAAUGUAUUGUUUAAGCAUAUUCUAUGUAUAAAAAAGUUUAAAGAUGUCUUCAAAGAAGACUAGAGUCUUUAAGUCACUUAUAGCUAUAUUUUACUACAAAAAUUCAUGUAUAAAGAUAUAUUUAAGUGUUUUUAGAUAAAUUUAGGUUACUCCAUAUGAAAUGUUUAAUUUCAGUUACUGUGAAUUCUUUUGAUCAGUGCUUUGUCUUUCUUAAAGCCCUUUCCAUCUUAUUGCAAAGAAAAAUAGCUAUUAAGAGGUAUUUAAAGAUCCAGUGCCUAGAUGGACAGGGUUAAAACCUUUUGUAAUAUAUUUAAGUGUAUAUUUUUAAGAGAGAUACUACAUUGCCAAUGAUUUUAUAAAUUAAAAAUUUACAAAUUUAUGGAGACAAACCAAAGUAUUUUUUUAAGAGAAGAUAAAAAAAUUAGUUUUUUGGAAGUUCUUGUCAUAAGUCAUUAUUUAGAUCAAGAAAUCUGUGUUGUUGAAACCUUAUCCCAUAGUUGAUUGAAAAGUGAAUGUCAUUAAUUGCUGAAGCAUUUCUAAAAACAGAACAUUUUUAAAGUGUUUUCUUAUCUUUGUGUUACAGCAUUUCCAAUUGCUUCAUACUUCACAGUUUCAAUACAAAGUACCAGCUUACUUUAUAACAUAUUGUGUAAGAUUUUUAAAAAGUAACAUAUUCCAGUUAUACUCUUCUUAUCUGCAAAGUUGUUCUUUUGUCUUCAGGCUGCACCCUUAAUUCUCAGAAUGCAUUUUGUUUUGUUUGAUGAAAAGCUAUUGUUGAAAUGUUCCGAACUGCAAGACAGAUUAUCUGUAUAAGAUCCUGUAACUCUUCACCAUGAGGUGUUUACCAGCUGUUACUCUGUACUUUAAAAGUCAGAAUUCUUCUAAACUAUUUCUGUAGCAUUUUCUGAACAACAACAAGGACUAGUCUUUUCCUUUUCUCCUGAGAUUGCAAACCCAUUCCCUGUGUGUGCUCUGUGGCGGUUGUGAUUGGGAGUGAGUGUGGGGGCGCACCCUGUCCCAAUCUUUCUGUACUGUAACUACCUCAUAGUUUGAGUGAAGGUUGUACUGCUAGGUGUGUUCACAGAGCACAUUGUGUUGGGUAUAUCUUGUGUGUGAUUUAUUUUUCCUGUUUGUUUUAUCUGGGGGUUGUUUAUGACACUGACAGAUGUUUUUCUUAAAAGGAUUAUUAUCAGUUUCCAGAUACAAUGCUUCUCUCUUCUGGUUUUUCCUAAAUGAGCCUGAUUUUGUUGCUGUUUUUCAUUAUCUAUGAGGGUAAAAAGAGUACCCUUUAAAUCCCUGUGGCCAGUUUGAACACCCCUGGUGUACUAUUUUCUCUGUUCAAUGUGUCUGCAAUUUUUUUGAACAUGCUUAGAUGUAUAGUUUUGAUAACCACAGUUUUAAGUCCUUUAUCUGUGCAUAAUAAAAAGAUAUAUAUCAAUUA